UGUAUGAGCGUGUUAUGUAAAUGUGUCACCUCUGUGACGAUUCGUCAUCUGUGAACUUUUCUGACCUAACGUGAAUUUCAGGAGUAUUAAAACGCGCAUUAUACUCCUCCCACAGCAAUGAUGUAGUACGACUCAAACCGGCAAGAAGCUACGAAGCCAGAACAGGUUUUUCUCCAUGUCCUACUUAGCGAGGCGGUGUUCCUGAUAACCCACCAGAAGAUAAACCUCACAGCCACACUGGAUUGUCAAACGACGGACACUUGAAGCGUAACUAUUUGUUAACCAUAAAAACCGAGAUCUUAUAAAGGAUGAAUUCAAUAAGACAUGUGCCUUCGCGGGUUAAAAGCAAAAGGACGGAAACGAUUUUAGGAGCCGAGAGGGAGCAUUUCGAAAAACAGCAGCUAAGCAGUAUCAGUAAGGCCAUCAAUUCAACAGAGACGCCGCUGAAGGAGAAACAUGCACGCAGAAUUAUUUUGGGAACCCACAGAGAGAAGGGGGCCUAUACCUUCUGGUCAUAUGCCGUUGGUCUGCCCUUGCCAAGCAGCGCCAUCAUUAGCUGGAAGUUCUGCCAUGUAUUACACAAAAUCAUGCGUGAUGGUCACCGAAAUACUUUACAAGACUGCAUGAGACACUACAGCAGCAUUGCUGAGACAGGGUUAUUAUGGACUAAUACACGGGACAGACAUGGAUAUGGACAGCUGGUUUCUCUAUAUUCCAAACUCCUCUGCACCAAGAUGGAGUUUCACACUAAGCAUUCUGAAAUCCCAGCCAGUCUAGAAGUCACAGAUGAAGUCCUAGAGCGAACAGCGGGAACAGACAUCAAUAAUGUGUUCCAGCUCACAGUAGAAGUGUUUGAUUACAUGGAUGCAGAGCUUCGAUUAGCAGAAGCUGUGCUCCGCCAGCUCAAUAUGUCUAUUGCUAUCUCCACACUGACGUCAGGCCAGUGUAAACUAGCUCCACUCAUCCAGGUCAUCCAGGACAGCAGUCAGCUCUACCACUACACCGUCAAACUGCUCUUCAAACUGCACGCCUGUUUACCUGCAGACACACUUCAGGGACACCGUGAACGCUUUCAUGAGCAGUUUCAAAGCCUCAAAACAUUCCUCAAUAAAGCUCGAGACAUGCUAUACUUCAAGAGGCUGAUCCAGAUACCUAGACUACCUGACUCUCCACCCAACUUCCUUCGGGCCUCUGCGCUAGCGGAGCAUGUUAAACCCAUGGUUGUCAUCCCAGAUGAAGAAGAGCUUGAGGAGCAGGAAGAGGAUGAACCUGAGUCUCUGAUAGAUGUUAGUGAGGUGCAGCCUAUCAUGGCCUCUCAGCCACAGAGUGACAUAUUUGAUCAAGCAUUUGGACCACCCAGUGAUGGAUUUGAUGAUAGAGACCUUCAAAUCGAACAUCUGAAACGAGAAAUUGAACUUCUGAAAGCUGAGCUUGAAAAGAUAAAAGGAGAGGCUCAACGCUAUAUCACACAGCUCAGGUCUCAGAUCAACAGUCUUGAGACAGAACUGGAGGAGCAGCGUGCGCAGAAGCAGCGCACCCUGGUGGAGAAUGAGCAACUACGCAUGGAGUUAGAGGCCCUCCGUCGCCGCAACACUGAACAUGAGAGCAUCCAGACCAACUUUGUUGAGGCAGAAAAAAGAUCCCAAGCAACAGAGUUGCGUUAUAAUAAACUGAAGGAAAAGCAUGCUGAACUAGUUGCCAACCAUGCUGAACUCCUCCGAAAGAGUGCAGACACAGUAAAGAUGCUAUCAGUCACACAACAGACUCAAGAGGAAAUUGAACGAACUAAGCAACAGUUAGCCUUUGAGGUAGAAAGAGUCAGACAAGAGUCAGACAUGAAGUUUGAAGAGCAGAGGUUUGAUAUGGAUAAACUGAGGAGGGAGCUUGAAGAGAAAAAUGCAGAAAUCCAGAAAGUCAAGAGUUUAUUACAGACCUCUGAGAAGGCAGGAGAGCAGCUGAACAGCUCUGUGGCUGCACUUAAGGCAGAAAAGGAUAAGCUAACACAGUUUAUAAGUAAGAAAGAUGUCGAUCUCUCCUCCCUGAUGAAGGAAGCUCAGCUGAAAGAGUAUUCUUUACAGCAGGAACGUGACCGAACCAUCAAGGAGCUGGGAGAAUUACAAGGCAAACUCAGAGAGAAGUUAACUCACGAAGAGCAGCUGCAGCAGAAGUUGCUGGAUGAGCAGUUUGCACUGCUGCAGGCAACAGUCACUGAGGCUGAGAACAUCAUUCAGGAUGCUGUUGCUACACUAGAUGACCCCCUGCACAUCAGCUCCUCCAGCUCCCCAGAUUACCUUAUUAGCCGAGCAGAGGCUACGCUCAACUCCAUUGAUAAGCUGCAAGUGGGCCACUCUGAGUAUGUGAAGAAAAUGAGGGAUGCUGGGAGUCUCGUUAGGGCUCUUACUAAGUUUUCACAUCUUACUGCUGACACAAUAAUCAGUGGAAGUGCGACGGCACACAUGGCUCAUACUGACGACGCUGACCGUUUGACGGAGCACUGUAAAACUUGUGCCACCCAGAGCCUGCAGUAUCUUAGGAAUCUUAAAUCAAAAGCAUCUCUAAAGGGGGCUGAUCCUACCUCGAUUCAAGCAGCAGUGCAGAAGAUUCUUAGAAUAGGACAGGAUCUGAGGCCAAAAGGGUUAGAUGUUGGUAAGGAUGAGCUGGGUGACGUGGUGGAUAAAGAAAUGGCUGCUACCUCUGCUGCUAUUGAGGAGGCUGUCAGGAGAAUUGAUGAAAUGAUGAAUCAGACCAGGAAGGACACAACAGGAGUGAAACUGGAGGUCAAUGAGAGAAUCCUAAAUAGCUGCACUGACCUUAUGAAGGCCAUUCGUCUUUUGGUGUUGGCAUCCACAGACCUGCAGAAGGAGAUUGUGGAGAGUGGAAGGGGUGCAGCUUCAGUGAGAGAGUUUUAUGCUCGUAACUCUCGCUGGACAGAGGGUCUUAUUUCUGCAUCCAAAGCUGUAGGAUGGGGUGCGACACAGAUGGUUGAUUCUGCUGAUAAAGUGGUGUUGCACACUGGGAAGUAUGAGGAGUUGAUCGUCUGCUCUCACGAGAUUGCUGCUAGCACUGCACAGCUUGUUGCAGCCUCUAAGGUGAAAGCUGACCGUGGCAGUAAGAAGCUUGGCGUUCUUCAGCAUGCCUCGCGCCAUGUUAAUGAGAUGGCUGCUAACGUGGUGGCUUCCACCAAGACCGGGCAGGGCCAGAUCGAGGAUAAGGGCACCAUGGACUUCUCUGGCAUGUCUCUAAUUAAGCUCCGAAAAGAAGAAAUGGAGUCACAGGUGAAGGUUCUAGAGCUUGAAUCCAUGUUGGAAAAUGAACGUUUGCAUUUGGGUGAACUCCGGAAGAAACACUAUGAUAUAGCAGGUGUCCCUCUAGAGGAGAUGGACAAUGGCAUGGGAGCCUCUUCACUUGUGACUGCUGCGCCGCCCUCUCCUAAACCCUCUAAGCCCACUCUAAUGAAGAAACCAGCUCUUGCACAAAAACCCAACAUCCCACCCAAAAGCACGUUGAGGUGAGCCCAUCUGGAUGAAGAUUUAUGAAGACUUGUUGAAUCUCAAAACAUCAUUAACCCUUGUUAAUAUAUAUUUUUUUUGUUAUCUUUUUUUUUUUCCACUUUCUGUGUCUGGUCACUCAAAUGUUUUUCCUUAUCUUCUAUGUAAGACCUUUGCCUUUUUUCUAUUUGAGAGUGCCUUAGAGGCUACAAAAUUUUAAAAUUGUAUCUUAGAUGUAGAGCUAUAGUACUGGGUGUCCAUAAUUUAAGUACAAUUUCAAAUAAUUUCAUUUUUAAAUUACAGAUAUUUUGCUUUAAUUACAUUACACAUAGUACGUUAUACGGCAUAAAAUAAAUAACGUUAGGCUUAAGGAACACCUACAUUUUUGCAAAACUCCAAAAACGUACUGUAUCUACAGAAAAGUAAAACCAGUUUUAUUUAUUUUUACACAAAUUAUGAUUACGGGGCAGAUCAUUGAUCAGUAAAAUCUAAUUUGUGCGGUUCCUUGCACAAUACUGUUAUUACCUAAAAAUAAAAAAAAAUUAAAUUAAUUAAAAUAGUACCAUAGUUAAUAAUUAUGAACCUUGGUGAACAUUAUUGUAAUGGAUUUUUCCUGUUCAUUCACAAACAUUAUUUUGUGUGUGAUUCUUAGAAAAUGUAAUUAAAAUAUAUUAAAAAGGUACUCCGUUUUAUGAUAAACAAAAGGGUAUUACCAUGGUGGAAAAUAUUUGCAAUGUUGUGCAUAUCUAUCAAGUACUGUAUAAGCAGAAUCUGUUUAAUUGGGAUUUUUUUUUUCUUCUUUAAAUUAGGAUCUUACAAAAAUGUAUUUUGCUUUUUUAGUCUCUCUGUCUUAAAACGUGUCAGUGUCUUUAUGCAACAACUAUAUAUUAAUAAUAACAUAUUUUAGUCAUGUUUGACUCUCCCUUGUGAUCAAUAUUAAAACAAUCAAUAAAUAUUUGAAAAGAAAUUUUUUUGAAAUGGAUGUAGUUAAAUUAAAAAAUGUUUUAUAAUUUAUGUACUAUAAUUUAUAUUUUAUGAUUCAUCAGUAAUGUUUUGUCUGAAGAGGCAGGGGAAGCGGUGCCAGGGCUGGAACUAGCUUGCUUUGUGCAGUAAAAAUAUUUGAAAAUGUCCCCACAAUGACCUGAAAUCAGCUACUGUACCAUACUGUAAAUCAGCCAGUGGUCUCCAUAAUAAUUUAAAACUUUACACAUACUAAAUAAUUUCUAAACAAGAAACAUGUACAAAUACAGAAAGGUUUUUGUCAAGGGUAUGUAAUUGAAAAUGUGUAAUGGGUCUAGGAGAUGGAAAAAUGUAUUUGCCCUGCUAUGAAAGCAUCGAAGAUCUGUGUACAUAGCCAAUCAAAAUCUUAAAUAAUGAUAGGGGAAUAUUUGAAAUAUUAGUGAAAUUUUAGAAUUCCCCAUACUGUAAAGUUAUCAUGGAAUUAUUGAAGACAAGUGAACAGUCUGUAAAUAAAAUAAGAAAAGUGUGUGCAGCCAGACUGAAGGGAGAAUGAGCUGAAUAAAUAAACCUGCUGCCUGCCCUGCUAUCUGCUACCAGUUAAAUAAAAGAUAAAAGUAAUGAAAUUGCAUUCGGAGAUAGCAAUAUAUCUUAUCUUUAUGUUCUAGCUCUCCAUGUUUGCCCUUUAAGAAUAGUUUUUCUGGUUCGAACAAGAAGGGGGUGUGCAUAAAAUUCCAUAACAUAUUCUUUCACAUCAAAAUCAUCAGCCAUUGUUACUUUUAAGCUGUGAUUUUUGGACGCUAGUCCUUCUGAUGAAGAUCUGUGCACAAGUCUUCACUCUCCAUUUGUAAAGAAACUGUUAGCUUAUGCUGGCCAGUGUUGCCAGAUUGGAUGGACAAUUUCCAGCCCAAAAGCUCAACAGAGCCUGCCCACUGAAAAAAAUAAAAAUAAAUAAAUAUAUAUAUAUAUAAUGUGAAAUAAUAUUAUUGCCAUGCCAUUCAAAGUUGAUAAGGAUAAUUUUUACGUUAAAUUAAAACACAGUGAUACUAGGAAAAUGGUUCAUAUCAGGGCAAAUAUAUGAAAGAGAAUUACCAAAUAUGACUGAAAUAUGCAGGCACAUACUGUCAAAACUUGCACAUAUUGGCAAGUUGGAUGUAAGUGGUCAAAAAAAGGAACGCAAUUGGCAGGUUUUUCACACUUGUUUGUGUAUGAUAUCCAACAAUUAAACAUUAACAACAAUAAAGCAUUUACCUUCAUGUCACACUUUAACUUAA
This is a messenger RNA of Carassius gibelio (silver crucian carp), 5719 nucleotides long. It is a transcript of the gene hip1rb, whose product is annotated as huntingtin interacting protein 1 related b. Gene Ontology annotation, cellular component: clathrin-coated vesicle; actin cortical patch. Lineage: Eukaryota; Metazoa; Chordata; Actinopteri; Cypriniformes; Cyprinidae. Gene Ontology annotation, biological process: actin filament organization; endocytosis; clathrin coat assembly. The transcript has 32 exons. Bases 309 to 3512 code for a protein of 1067 amino acids. The record is from RefSeq and is a predicted model, not a curated record. Gene Ontology annotation, molecular function: actin filament binding; clathrin light chain binding; phosphatidylinositol-3,5-bisphosphate binding.